AUGGCGCCUUACGAGGCAUUGUAUGGUAGAAGAUGUAGGACACCUUUAUGUUGGGUAGAUUCCAGUGAGAGCAUUGCCUUAGGACCUGAGGUAGUUCAGCAGACCACUGAAAAGGUUAAGUUGAUCCAAGAAAGGAUGAGAGCAGCCCAAAGUAGGCAAAAGAGCUACUAUGAUAAGAGAAGAAAGGAUCUUGAAUUUGCUAUAGGUGAUCAUGUAUUUCUGAGAGUCACUCCGUGGACUGGGGUGGCUUUGCCACCGUCUCUCUCAAAUCUCCACGGUGUCUUUCAUAUCUCUCAGCUCAGAAAAUAUGUCCAUGAUCCGUCGCACGUGAUCAAAUUGGACAAUGUCCAAGUGAAAGAGAACUUGACAUAUGAAACACAACCACUGAGGAUCGACGAUCGUAUGGUUAAGCAGCUAAGGGGGAAAGAGAUUCCCUUGGUCAAAGUAGUAUGGGGAAGUGCUUCGGGCGAGGAUGCCACCUGGGAACUAGAGGGUCAGAUGCGUGAUGCAUAUCCUACCUUAUUCGAUACUGCUGAUGCACUGAAUGCUGCAAGGCUUGAAUCUAGUUUGAGACUACGGGGAGAGACUGAUAAUGAAAAGAAAAUGGCCAGAUUUAACUACGAUGGUGUGUGGCUUGUACCUAUUGAUGUUUUUGAAGGAAUUACUGAUGAAGGUGUUGCCAAAGUUGUUGAUGGUUUGGCUCUCAAAGUGGCUGAUAGAAAUAAGUUGAUUGAAAAGAUGAAUAAUUUGUAUAAACUUUUUGUUGAUUGUGAUUGCACUCUUUUGGAAGACGCGCUGAGGAACUCUCAAAAGCAAAACAGGGCCUCAAGAAGCUUAAAGAACAACUGA
Messenger RNA from Glycine soja, 849 nucleotides. RefSeq lists its product as uncharacterized. The transcript is spliced from 5 exons. Lineage: Eukaryota; Viridiplantae; Streptophyta; Magnoliopsida; Fabales; Fabaceae. Bases 1 to 849 code for a protein of 282 amino acids. The record is from RefSeq and is a predicted model, not a curated record.